AUGUCAGAUAACGGUUCACCUGCUGCUCCCCCUGCCGAGGCCAAACCCAAGCCUGAAGGAGACGCCAACACACUUAAUAUCAAAAUCGUCUCCACUAACGGUGAUGAAGUGUUCUUCAAGAUCAAGAAGACUACCAAGUUGAACAAGUUAAAGUCCGCUUACGCUGAUCGAGUGGGGACUGACGUUAACGCCAUUCGUCUUCUUUUCGAUGGACAACGUAUCCUAGACGACCAAACAGCUAAUGAUCUCGAUCUUGAGGAUGGCGAUGCCAUCGAAGUUCUUCUUGAACAGGUUGGAGGGUACUAG
Molecule: messenger RNA, 306 nt
Organism: Kwoniella shivajii
Lineage: Eukaryota; Fungi; Basidiomycota; Tremellomycetes; Tremellales; Cryptococcaceae
Exons: 5
Coding region: 1-306 (101 amino acids)
Biological process (GO): protein sumoylation
Cellular component (GO): nucleus; septin ring
Molecular function (GO): protein tag activity; ubiquitin-like protein ligase binding
Source: RefSeq, a predicted model, not a curated record